Molecule: messenger RNA, 4452 nt
Organism: Penicilliopsis zonata CBS 506.65
Lineage: Eukaryota; Fungi; Ascomycota; Eurotiomycetes; Eurotiales; Aspergillaceae
Exons: 8
Coding region: 1-4452 (1483 amino acids)
Source: RefSeq, a predicted model, not a curated record
AUGUCGCUAAACCCAAUCAGGGCGGCGCUGCCGGUCGCUCCUGCCUCCCCGCGCAGACAACCGCAGGUAGAAGCAGACGUCGCUCACAGUCGGCCAGCAUCUCAGGCCACGAAUAAUAAGAGCUCUGAGCCAGAGCACGAGUCUGGGAAGCGGGACCUUUGGGAGGUGGCAGAGAAGCGACUGGACGAAGAGACGAAGAAAUGGCUGCAGGUCGAGCAGGCCCAGCCGAUCCAGGACGUCCUGGCGGGGAUCGGCAACGAAAUCAAGGCGAAAUACGAAGCCUACAAGAAAGGCGAUCUCAGUGUUCGCAAGAGAGAUGGAGGAAGCAUUGACAUGCGUGGUUCGGCAAAGAAAAUCCUGGUCUUCACCCUACAGGCUUCAGAUCUGCUCGGGGGCAUCGCCGCGUCGGACCCGACCGGCCAUGCGUCUGCUGCGUGGGCAGUGGUUUCCUUUGGACUUACGCUGGUCAAAAACAACAUCAAACGCCGGGAUUCAAUAAUGGAAGCAUCCGAGUUUCUGGCCGAGACGCUGGCCUACCAGGCGAUUGUCGAUCGCAACUAUCGGUCGGAGGCUACACAGAGCAAGGAGGGACUGGAGGAUGCUCUGAUCGAUGUCUAUGUUGCCAUCCUGCGAUACACGGCCGAGGUACAUAAAGCCUCCAAGGAGACAAGGGGCGCACGAAUAGGAAACAGUAUCAUGGCGCUGGUUGAGACGCCAUUACAGGACCUCAAGGCGGUUGUCAAACACAAAAUCGAGACGGUUGAUAGAUGGAAAACCCUUAGUCAGGAUGAAGGCCUACUACAAAAAGCCGACGAAACCCUGAAUGCCAUUGACGGGAUGGUAGCAAAGAUGCAGGAAAUCAACUCGCGCACACGGAACGAAGAAGAUCUCCAUAUUCUGGAUUGGCUGUCAACGAUACCUUAUUCCACAAUCCAGAACUAUGCGCAGAAACACCGUUCGGCUGAUACGGGAGGCUGGCUGCUCAAGACAGAAGAAUAUAUCGGCUGGAAGACUACUUCUGGAAGCAUUCUUUGGUUGCAUGGCGCCGUUGGCUGCGGUAAAUCCUUUCUUUGCUCUACCGUCAUUCGCGAUGUCGAUCAGCAUUGCCAAGACAACCCAUCCGAUGUCUUUGCCUAUUGGUACUUUCAAUUCAGUUACGAGGAGACUCGAAGCGUCGAAAACAUGGUCAGAUGUCUCAUACGGCAGCUUUGUCCCAAUCCACUCCCACAUUCCAUUAAAAAUAUCUGGGAAGGUCAUCGUGCAAACAGAGAGCCAGAGUACAGUCAGCUGAUAAAAAUCUUGGAUGGCAUCGUCGGCCAUCUUCCAGGCAAGGUAUAUAUUGUGUUUGACGCUUUGGAUGAGUGUCCCUCUGAGCCUGGGCGAAAAGAGAGACAGUUGUUGUUGUCCUUUUUGAAAACCUUGGUGGAACAGCACUCUGACAAGCUUCACCUUCUCGCCACGAGCAGGCCUGAACCGGAUAUUCGGCAAAGCCUGGAGAAACAUAAGUCGCUCAAUCUGGAAGAUGGUCUUGAACGAGAUGUUGAGACUUUUGUUCGCGCCGAACUCAAAUGUGGAAGUCUGAGCAAAUGGGAGGCAAUCGAUGCCUCUAUUCACACCAAGAUCGAGGAAAGGCUUCUAGGCAUUCCAGAGCGACAAUUUCGAUGGGCUGAUCUUCAAAUCAAGAGACUGGAAGGCUGCCACAUACCAGAGGACAUAUAUCAAGCUCUGGAGUCCAUUCCCACAUCUUUGGAGGACUCUUAUCGAGAAAUCUUCAACAAAAUCGACACCAAAUACCGGUCAAGAGCACAGAGUAUCUUGACUUGGCUGAGUUUCUCCCUGCGGCCCACGACAGCAAAAAUCCUCUUAGCCGUUUCCUCCCUUCCACUCGCCGAAAGCAUCAUUCAGAUCUGUACAACGGCCUUGGUCACGAUCGACACAGACAAUAUCAUCCGCCUAGCGCAUUUUUCUGUCAAGGAGUUCUUGAUCUCAGAGGCCGCUUUGAACAAAACUGGCUGGUGCCAUAUUUCAAAGAAACUCGCACACCGGGCCAUCUUGGACCGUUUGCUUUCCGAACUGCAUGCCCAAAGCGACCACAACCUUACCGAGUCCGACAGCCGGAAGAAGCCACUAUUGGUCUACGCAGCCACCUUUUGGGAUGCACAUAUGAAAGAACUUGGCUACUACACUAACCUCCCACCUCCUGACCUACAAGAAGGGAUUAAUCAUCUUUUUUUCAAUCAAAAAUGCUAUUUGAACUGGAUACGACUUCGGGAUGGAGGUGAGAACCGCAAUGUGUGGUAUAUGGCUGCACAGGAGUGUGUGACACCUAUCCACCGAGCAUCUCAAAUGGGCCUCAUAUGGAUGGUCCAAAGCCUAUUGCGGAGUGGCGCUGACCCUAUGCACUAUUUCUAUGUUGAUUUCUAUGAGGCUUUUGAAAAUGCAACGAUUUCUGCCGCAAAGAACGGUCAUCUCUCAAUUCUGGAAAUUCUCCUCGACAUCCCGGUGAGUUUGUCAAGGAGAGACACACUCGCCAUCAUUCAAGAAAUUCAAAGUCAUCGGGAAGGAAGAGCAAAGCUUGAAGCCAUUAUUGAAAAGCUUUGGGUGAAAGGUUUUCUCAGUAUCGAAUCAUGUGAUAAUGAUCAUGAUAUUGCCGAUGAUAUCCUUCUCAAGGCAGCAGGGAAUGUCGAAUGUGGUGAGAUAUUGAUGGAAAUACUUCUCAACAAAAGAAAGACAAGUCUCAAACACAUCUUCAAGAGUCUUGUGAAAGAAGCUUUCUGGCAGCGGCAUCCCCAAGGUACCUUACAGAUGCUUUUUACGCGACAAGACUGUGAGCUGGCAUUUUCAAGUGAUUUGAUUACGACCCUAUCAAAAUAUUCACGUCGUGAACUUGAUAUUGCAACGUUAUCCUUUGUGGAGAGGUUUGCAGAAGACAUCGGCAGAGAGCCGUUUUUUUUGGAAGUUUUUGCGAAAUCCGCCAGCCUUGAAGUGAUGCAAGCCCUCCUCCAAGUCUAUGGAGAGGGUCUUGUUGUAACAGAUGGAAUGCUGAGUGCAGCCGCACGAACUAAUAGAGAUGUACGCGUAUUAAGCCUACUACUAGAGACUCGAGGAGAACAAAUCACGAUCAGCAAUCAGCUCCUCUCCAAUGCGGCUAGGAAUUUGGAAUUCGGUCUUGAGACAAUGAAAGCCCUGCUUGAUCGGUGUGGACCGGACCGCCUUAUGGAUGAAGAGAUCAUGUUGGCAGCAGUCUCCAACCCCCUCAGUGGAUUGAGUAUUCUCAAAGAGCUUUUGAAUCGACAGCAGGCAGGAUUUGUUGUUUCAGAAUCAGUGCUCAUCAGUGCCGCUGGGCGGGCUGACCUGGAAACAAUGCAACUGUUGAUGGCCAACAGUGAUUCCAGCAUUACGGUCACUGAAAGCAUCUCGUGUGCUGCAGCGAAAAACAUCAGAUGGACAAUGCUGGAGUAUAUCCUGGGCAUUCUGGGACCAGAUUUCCCGGUCACUGAAGAGAUCCUGGUGCACGCGGCAAGAAACUGGCGAGUUGAUCCAAGAAGGAUAACGAUGCUUCUCAGCCGAUUUCAGAAUACCAUGGUGCCCGAUACUGUCUUCACUGCGGCACAUUACGAUGCCCCUGUUCUGGAGAUCCUUCUGAACUAUAACCAGAAUAGGGCGCCUGUCCAAAACAUUCUUGUGAAGGUAGGAAGCGAAGCCUGGUCCAAUGCGAGCGUGGUCUCACUUCUCCUGGACCGCAACCUCGUUUCGAUUGACGAACGCCUUGUGGAAACACUCGCUGGAAACAGCAAGGCUGUGCAGAUCCUGCUUGACCGCAACCCGAUGCUCCCUUUAACUGAGAAGGCAUUGAUGGCAGCUGCGAGUGAUAUCGAUUCUAUGCGUAUGUUGAUUACCAUGAAGAAUAACAACGUCGAGAUUACAGAGGCAAUAGUCGAACGUGCGCUCGCCUCCCCGUCCAGUUAUGGAGUCUUGGAGAUGCUUCUCACUCGACUCGGAUCUAAAGUGCCCAUUACUGAGGGUCUACUUAUAGAGGCGGCUGACCGUCCGCGUUUGAGGGAAUUCCGUCUACUCUUAGGGCAACGUCGCCCUCUUGAUCUGCAGGCAGUUUGGGAGGGUUUCUGGCAAAGGGAGAUCGAACACGUCGAGGAGGCAUCAGAUGUUUUACUCGAAUUCACGAAUCUCAAAAUCACCGACGGUUUGUUGGAAACUAUUGCUGGCAAGCAAAUGCACGAUUACCCGGAGAAACUGUUCUUAUAUGCUGCAAAACACCACAUCCCGAUAUCUUCCCAGGGAAGAGCGACGCUCAAACCAGAAACAAUCCUGGCGGUAUUCGACAAGAUCCCGAACUUCCCCGUCACUGAGGAAAUGAACAACACAGUCAAGGAGAAUCCGGAUCUCGAUGCGCGGCUGGAAGGGAGAGGCUCUACGGGGUAUUCGACGGCUUGA